GGGAAUUUUUGACGUUAAUGACGUCACAUUGUAAACAAACGUAAAAAUGCUUGACUUUCUGUUUCGCUUUAGUGUUCUCAACAUGGCUUUUUCUGUGAUAGCAAAGGAAAUUGGACAGAAACUGGGAUCAAUUGGUGGACCAUGGUUCCGUUGCAUAUAUUUAUGGACUUUGUAUUUAUUCUUUUCGGAAUGGUGGAAUCAGGUCCUUCAGUUUCAGGUCAGCACAGUGGCGGCUGGGUGUUUUCUUGUUGCCUAUAUAUACCCUGUUGUGACAAACCUCUUGAAGAAUGUCAAGUACCUUAAUCUGUUGAACAUCGGAUUCGUUCGGUACUUUUCGGAAAACCUCAUGAAACUGUCGUUUCCUCUCGUGCUAUGGCGUUACGUGUGGGGCCCGUUGGUUAAAGGAUUAAAGUGCUCCGCGGGCUACUAUUUCCACACAGACUCAACUCCGGAAUGUUUCUGGUUUACUAGAGGAGUGGCGGUUGUGUUGUUGUGUAUUAUUGUCAGUCUUUGCUGCAAGGGUUCAAACCCCACAGUUCAAGCCAGCCACGUUACGGCUAAACGGCACCGAGUCCCACCGCCUGUACCAAAAAGACCGCAGUCAACACGGACGCAGGCCUUGGAAGCCAGACAAAAGAUGCGACCACGUUCUGCCAAUGGAAAAUAGAGAACUUUUGCUUAUAUUUUUUUUUCUUUGAGCAAUUGCCAUGUUUUUCUAAGUAUGCGGCAUUCCAGGUUUGGAAUUCAGAAUGUGUUUGUUUUUAACAUAACUACACAUUUUUACCAACACACUCGGUGUGAGAAGAGAUAUUUUAGUAGAUUACAGCUCUAUAUAUAGUAAUACAUAACCAACUUAAAUAAAAUAACUUGUAAUAAAAGUCUUUAGUCAG
Mercenaria mercenaria is the source of this 890-nucleotide messenger RNA. RefSeq lists its product as uncharacterized. Lineage: Eukaryota; Metazoa; Mollusca; Bivalvia; Venerida; Veneridae. The record is from RefSeq and is a predicted model, not a curated record. The transcript is spliced from 2 exons. The coding region runs from base 47 to 667 and encodes 206 amino acids.